Messenger RNA from Labrus mixtus (cuckoo wrasse), 4755 nucleotides. RefSeq names its product kelch repeat and BTB domain-containing protein 11. The record is from RefSeq and is a predicted model, not a curated record. NCBI's taxonomy places the organism in Eukaryota, Metazoa, Chordata, Actinopteri, Labriformes, Labridae. The transcript is spliced from 2 exons. Gene Ontology annotation, molecular function: protein binding. The coding region runs from base 613 to 2529 and encodes 638 amino acids.
AGAUGGGGCGUGGUUUAGAUCAAUGACAACCACCUCACUGUAGUCAACUGUAAGGAGAGAGAGAAAAGAAAAAAAAAAGAAAGACAACAAAAUUACAGUCCUGGCUAGUCCGCGUGCUGGUUUCUCUGCUUGCCUUGUCCGUGGUGGUGGACGGCUCGUGCGCUCACCUCACUUCCAACAGGAGGGAAUUAGUUGACAACGGCUGAUCUGAAGGAGGUGGUGCGACCUGUAAAAUGACUAUUUGAUAGGUUCCCUCCCUCGACACCGUCCCUCCACCCGGGGAGGUUUCAGUGCAGGAGCGGAUGAAACAACGGUAGGAGUGUUUGGAUGGAUGAAAGGGAAACGGAUGGGAUAAAGCAGCUGCCAUAGUCUGUACGGUAAUGUCAUCCAGGGGAGCACAGCCCGGCUGCUUCAUCGGGAUUGCGACUUCCUUACGUAACCGAGCUUUGUGGGGAGACUGGCGGGGGAACUGGGGCUGCCGAGCUGUUUAACUGCAUCUAGGAUAGGCAGGUGAGCAGAGAGGAGUGCGAUCACAAGUUUCUCCAUCCACUCUCCACCCACUCAGCAUGAGCGACGAAAACGCCGUCUCCCAUCAGCAGUGAGUGCGUCAAAAUGAACGAGGGCUGCAGGCAGGGAGGAGGGGCCGUCACUGUGGAGGCAGAUGUCAUCCUCCAUGCUGUGAACCCUGAACUUGUCACACCGUCUGACAAAGACAUGAAUUCAUGUCCAGGCUAUGUCCAAGGAUUCCUAAAGGACAGCCAGGAUUUCAGCCCCCCUCCUGUGUUCGAGAAGGAAUACCUGUUGGAUGGGACACUGAUGGAGAAUAAUAAUGUGGAUCAUCAGCAAGGUAACGGCUCGUUCAUCUCAAGAACUGAAAAGUUCUCCCUCCCAAAUGACAAGGCCGCUCCUGACCUCUCUCCUUACGCUGACUCUGCUGUAACCAAUCACAUUUCUGCUGUGCAACAAAAUUGUACAGGCAGUGAAAUCCACAAUGGCGCCAGAGCUAAAGUGUCUGACAAUGCAGACUCCUCCAUAUGCUCGCCCGGCCAGGCCAAACAGGAAACUGAUUGGUCAGUCCUGGAAUCAAACCUUGAACACAGAGACAGCAUCGAGGCGAACACGAUGACUAAAAAAGAUCCUGAUUUAGUCAUCGAGGUGGGCGGGCAGAGGAUCAGCGCUCACAAGUCUGUACUGGCAGAAAAAAGUGAUUACUUCAAAGCUCGGCUGUCACGGGACAUCCUGAAAGUGAAGGGCAUCAGUUACAAGACUCUGUCCACGUUGAUCGACUAUGUUUACACCUCUAAAAUGAAUGUUUCCAAGGAUAAUGUAGUAGAAGUCAUCACAGGGGCUAAAAUCCUCCAGAUCCCCUGUGCCGUCCAGGCCGCCAUGGACUCCAUGUCUGCACAAGUCACCGCAGAGAACUGCUACGAGAUUCUCACCAUCGCCAAAAAGCAGCGGCUCAGCGAACUGAAGGAGACCGCCUACGGAUUCAUGAGCGACAACUUCCUCCAGAUUCUCAAAGACCCGUCUGUGUACGGUCGCCUGACUGGAUCCGAGCGGGAUCUUAUCCUGAAGAAGAGGAUGGAGGGGAGGAAGACCCUCAUGGUGGCAGAGAUCAACGACGUGUUUGAUCGCGUUGGAAGUCGGCCGCCGAGCCGCUGUGGCAGCCGGCCGCAGAGCCCGUUGUCAGUUGGGUCUUUGGAGGAGAAUCACAUGAUUUACUACUAUAAUGAAACAGCAAACGACUGGAGACCUUUGACAGCGAUGCCUGAGGACAUAAACACUAAAGGGUGUGGCAUCUGUACCAUGUAUAACUACCUGUUUGUGGCAGGGGGGAUAAAGGGCUAUGGAGACAAGGGCAAGGUUUCAGACAAGGUCUUCUGUUACAACCCAAUAACCAGUAGCUGGGCUGAGGUCAGACCCCUGAUGCAGGCCCGUGCCCAGCUAAAACUCGUGUCCAUGGAUGGCUACCUGUAUGCCAUUGGAGGGGAAUGUUUGUUUACAGUGGAAAAAUAUGAUCCCCGCAUGGACAGAUGGACUACUAUGGCCCCCUUGCCGAAGGGAGCCUUUGCCGUGGCGCACGAAGCCACGACAUGCAGCGGAGAACUCUACGUCUCAGGAGGCUCUCUCUUUUACCGCCUUCUCAAGUACGACACAAAGAGGGACGAGUGGCAGGAGUGUCCGUACAACAACAGCCGGAAGAAGUCCACAGACAUGGUGGCUCUGAAGAGCUUCAUUUACCGCUUCGAUGUGAACAGAGAGCUGGGGAUCAACGUGUUCAAGUACAACAGCAUAGUGAAAAUGUGGCAUGAUUGUGCAUCGCAGAGGCUCGGAAGUCAUUUACCCUUCAGGUGUGCUGUUAUCGGGAACUGCAUCUACUGUGUGAACAAAAGCCAGACUCUUCAGUUUGUAGUGGAGGAGGAGAACGCCUACUUCAUAGAGGAGCCGCUCAGGGCGCCUCUGGAAGCGAAAGGCGUUCUGUUUCCUUUUGUUCUCACUUUGCCUGAAAAGCCUGACAGGGUUACAUAGUGUGUGUGUGUGUGUGUGUGUGUGUGUGUGUGUGUGUGUGUGUGUGUGUGUGUGUGUGUGUGAGAAUGUGUGUGUGUGUGAUCCAGAAUAUCUCAACAAAUGUGUAAUAGCAAAACUGGAAAUAAGCAGAAGACCUUAUUUACACUCUUCAAUGUCAGCUCUCUAUCUUGGUGCGUCAUCGCCUGCUUGCAGUGGAAUGUGAACAUUUGCAUGGCAAUUUAAUGUGUCUGCAGCCUUAAAUGGGAAAUAAAACUUUUUUCUUUUAGUUUUGAAUGAAUGAAAACUUUCUUAGUGUCCAAACGUAGAUAUACAGUAAUAAUGACAGUGACUGUAGGUUCUUUUCUUUGUGUAUUCACUGUGUUCAGUUUGGUUAGGUGCACUUUUAUAGCUAGAAUAGAUAUUAAAUAGAAAAUAUUACCUAGUUGACCGAUGACUUUGGAAACAAAAGAUUUGUGUAAAGUUGUAUUAAAAGGAAGGAAGCAGAGUUAGUGAGCUUUACGAACGAUGCAACAUAAGGUCUAUGCAAACGACACUGAGUAUACAGUUUGGACUGCUGUAACACUAUGUAACAGUUAUCAGAGGACUCUGACUGGGAAGGAAUAGUAUUCCUCAAACUAGGGCUGCAACUAAUGUUGUUUUCAUCAUCCAUUUUUGGUCAAUAAAAUAUCAAAGAAUAGUUUUAAAAACAGAAAUUCCCCAAACCUCGAGAAGACCAACAGUGAGAGGCCCGACAAAGGAUAGUAUAUUUUUUAUAUACAGUAUAAUAAUAGAAGAAAGCUUCAGGUCCUCUCCUGAGAAACAAGAACAGGACGUCUUUCCUUGCUUCUUGCUACUUUGCUCAUGGUGGAUUAAUGUUGGGUCUUUGUAAACACAUGAUAUAAAUAUAUGAUACAACAAAGAGCUCUUUUUGUAAAGUGUCUUCAGAUAACAUUUAUUAUGAAUUGGCAUCAUACAAAUAAUGAUCGAUUGAUGGAGAUUAAAACAGCAAAUAUUGGACUUUUAUGAUCGACAAACUGCUGUAGCUGUACUUCAUCUCUGAUCAGUGAUGCAUUCAUGUGACUCAAGGUCAAAGUGAAGUCAGCAUAAAAGCUAAUAUUUGAAUAGUGUACCACACAAAUAUGCUCUUUGCAAAGCAUCAACAAAGCAGGUACAGCACGGUGCCUUUUCGGUCAAAAGAAAUUCUGCAGAGCUUUUAGCUCUUUAUCUCCAAGAAGUUUAAAACAGCCUUGUCAGAAACUUUGUAAUCUUCUGAGGGAGUCUGAAAAUCUUUCAAAGUUCAGUGUAAAAUGAACUAUUACAGUUUAAAAGUACAUUGAUAAGAGAUGAAGGGAAGACCAUUUUGUUUAUAAUGCGUAAUCACAGAAGUCCCUACAUAGAGCACAUUUGCCAAAGACAAACAACAAUUCAGGUAGUCUUUAAAUCAUGUGAUUUUGUGAAUCACAUUCCUAAUAACAGUUGUUCCUCUGAUGUCACCAUGGUCAUGUUGAUAAUAAAUGCAAUAGGCAUAGUUGUUGUUUUCUAAGAGAAAGGGCAUGAUGUUUGCUGCUAAAAGGCACUUUCUGGGAAGUUAAAGGAAAACUAGCCAUUUACGACACACACAGAUGGAUCUUGUAUCUUAGGCUCUAUCUCUUUGAAGAAAAUAAGAACAACAGACUAGUGUUUUGCUGCUUGCACAUUUCCACACAGACUGGGUUGAUCCUUUAGGUCUUUAGUCAAAUCAGAUACCAGAGUUCUUCAGCAGUUCAUGGUCAUGACCCAAGUUGCUUCCAAUAAAAACAAACUGCUGCCAUGACACAAUGACACCAGUUUCCUUUUGCAUCUGAGCACAUUAGUUACAAUUUUAGGUCUACAUCUUCUUUUAGAUAUUUCAAGAUUUUUGUUUGCUGCUGCAAUAACAGAGGGAGUUUUGUAAAGAGGCUGAUGUUGUUAUAUUCUUGAAACAAAUAGCUUUUGAUAAUGUUUGAAGAAAUAUCUCUAAGCAGUCAAGAGGACUAUAGAAACAUGGAUGUGGUUUCGAUAUUUCGCUGACUGCCAUCUGCAUUUUUUGUGAUUUUUUUUGUAUGGACUUGGUAGUUGUGGAUCUGCUGAUGUGAUGGACGGUAAAGUGAUGCAAUGCUAAGUAAUGGCUUUCUGUUAAAGGUAUACGGUGUGGGCUAACAAAUAAGCUGUUGGAUAAUGUAUAUCAGUCAGAAAUAAGUGCUUCAAAUAAAAUAUUUUGUGUCUGAA